Messenger RNA from Gracilinanus agilis (Agile Gracile Mouse Opossum), 2139 nucleotides. RefSeq names its product SRSF protein kinase 1 (gene SRPK1). The coding region runs from base 69 to 2048 and encodes 659 amino acids. The transcript has 16 exons. Gene Ontology annotation, molecular function: ATP binding; protein kinase activity. NCBI's taxonomy places the organism in Eukaryota, Metazoa, Chordata, Mammalia, Didelphimorphia, Didelphidae. Gene Ontology annotation, biological process: protein phosphorylation; spliceosomal complex assembly; regulation of mRNA processing. The record is from RefSeq and is a predicted model, not a curated record.
GGCGGGAGCAGGAGUAGCCGCCAGUCGCCCGUGGAGUGCGCAGGCGCUUGGCGGUUACCGGUCUCGCCAUGGAGCGGAAAGUGCUUGCGCUCCAGGCCCGAAAGAAACGGACCAAGGCCAAGAAGGACAAAGCCCAAAAGAAACCUGAAACUCAGCACCGAGGCCCUGUCUCCCAUUCUGAGAAUGAUCUCCCAGAACAAGAGGAAGAAAUCCUGGGAUCAGAUGAUGAUGAACAAGAGGAUCCUAAUGAUUAUUGUAAAGGAGGUUAUCAUCUUGUGAAAAUUGGAGACCUGUUCAAUGGCAGAUACCAUGUGAUCCGAAAACUGGGUUGGGGACAUUUUUCAACUGUAUGGCUAUCAUGGGACAUUCAGGGAAAGAAGUUUGUAGCAAUGAAAGUAGUAAAGAGUGCUGAACAUUACACUGAAACAGCCCUGGAUGAAAUCAGGCUGCUUAAAUCCGUUCGUAAUACAGAUCCCACUGAUCCAAAUAGAGAGAUGGUCGUUCAACUUUUGGAUGACUUCAAAAUCUCAGGAGUGAAUGGAACCCAUAUCUGUAUGGUAUUUGAAGUUUUGGGCCAUCACCUACUCAAGUGGAUUAUCAAGUCAAAUUAUCAAGGACUUCCACUUCCAUGUGUCAAAAAAAUCAUCCAACAAGUUCUGCAGGGACUGGAUUAUCUACAUACCAAGUGCCGUAUUAUACACACUGACAUCAAACCAGAAAACAUUCUUCUUUCUGUAAAUGAGCAAUAUAUCCGAAGGCUGGCUGCAGAAGCAACAGAAUGGCAGAGAUCUGGGGCUCCCCCACCUUCUGGCUCUGCAGUCAGUACUGCUCCCCAACCUAAACCAGCAGACAAAAUGUCCAAGAAUAAAAAGAAGAAAUUGAAAAAGAAGCAGAAACGCCAAGCUGAGCUACUGGAGAAACGAAUGCAAGAAAUAGAGGAAAUGGAAAAAGAAUCAAGCCCUGGACAGAAACAGCCAGGAAAACAGAAACAAGCUGAGAGUCCUAUUGAGAGAGUCUUGCUAGAGAACCCUUUAAGUACAGAAAACCAAGAAAAACUUGAAGAGGAAAAUGUCAUUGAACAUGAGCAGACCCUUAUAAUGGAAGGCAAUCCUGAGAGUGUUUCAACAGAAAUCAAUUGCAAUGGAGUGGUUGGAAUUGCUAAUUAUGUCGAAUGCAAUAAUGAAGAGUCAUUGAGGCUUAAGGAAGACCAUCAUAAUGCCAAUGAAUGUGAUACCCAACCUUUGAAAGAGGAAGAAGUUAGCUUCCCAAGCUCCCAAAAUGGAGAGAGUGGUGCAUCUCAAGAAAUAGCAGACUCUUGUACAGCUUUAAGUUCUGGGGUAUCAGACACUAUGUUAUAUCAGCCAUCUUCAAGUGAACACUCAGUAGAGCAAUCAUUCAAUGAGCAGGAGAUCAGCCAGCUGCAAGAGAGCAUCCGGGCAGAGAUACCCUCUGAAGAUGAAAACGAAAAUAAUGGACCAUUGGAUAACAAAGGAAAAUCUUCUGCUGGGAAUUUUCUUCUUAAUCCCCUUGAACCCAAAAAUGCAGAAAAACUCAAAGUGAAGAUUGCUGAUCUCGGGAAUGCGUGCUGGGUGCAUAAACAUUUCACUGAAGAUAUUCAGACAAGGCAGUAUCGAUCCCUGGAAGUACUCAUAGGAUCUGGUUAUAAUACUCCUGCUGACAUUUGGAGCACAGCAUGUAUGGCCUUUGAAUUAGCCACUGGAGACUAUCUGUUUGAACCUCAUUCAGGAGAAGAGUACACUCGAGAUGAAGAUCACAUUGCAUUGAUCAUAGAACUGCUGGGGAAGGUGCCUCGCAAGCUCAUUGUGGCGGGAAAAUAUUCCAAGGAGUUUUUCACCAAAAAAGGUGACCUAAAACACAUAACUAAACUGAAGCCUUGGGGCCUUUUUGAAGUUCUAGUGGAGAAGUAUGAGUGGUCUCAAGAAGAAGCAGCAGGCUUCACAGAUUUCUUAUUGCCAAUGUUGGAGCUGAUUCCCGAGAAACGAGCCACAGCAGCAGAGUGUCUCAGGCACCCCUGGCUUAACUCCUAAAGUCACUGACCCAACACCGUAAUCCUCUGGACUCUGGUUUGCAGCAGAGAUUAUACACUGACCUAGCUGUUCCAGAUUCUCUCCUUCCUUC